This is a messenger RNA of Ramularia collo-cygni, 1269 nucleotides long. RefSeq lists its product as uncharacterized. The record is from RefSeq and is a predicted model, not a curated record. Lineage: Eukaryota; Fungi; Ascomycota; Dothideomycetes; Mycosphaerellales; Mycosphaerellaceae. Gene Ontology annotation, molecular function: DNA-binding transcription factor activity. The transcript has 4 exons. Gene Ontology annotation, biological process: regulation of DNA-templated transcription. Bases 1 to 1269 code for a protein of 422 amino acids.
AUGGCGAGUAUCGAAGACGACUGGCGACAAGCUAAAGACGCGACGGAGAGAAAAAGAGUACAAAAUCGGGUGGCUCAGAGGACCUAUCGAAAGCGUAUGAAGCGGAGAGUGGAGGAAUUAGAAGAGGAGAUUGACCGAUAUAGAUCCUGCCAGCAUCCAGCAAGACAGUGUCUUGGCAACGGCCAAAACUCCAUGUCAGACGCUGCCGCAAGAGGCCAAAAUCGUGAGAGCGUCGGCGAAGAUGCCGCUCCUCCGCAUAUGUCACGUCCACUCUUGCCUGGAGAGAUGGGCCGCCGAAGCUCGCUAGACUUCUUGCCCCACGACUUGAUCAAUGUGGAAGAAGCAUUGCUGCAUGUAGACCAAGCCACUUGGAGACAAUCCGGAGCGCUCCCACUACCUAGCUUUGCCCCUCUCGCAAAGCCACAAACUCCAGACUGUACAUCGGUAUGGUCCUUGCGAGGACGUGCCGACCAGCAGCCUCAGGGGCCCAUUGACGAGAGUAUGCACUUUCAUGAUACCCCGGGAUCGCAAGACAGGUGGAUGUCUGCGGCUCCCACGAGAAGGGACCCUCAGAUCGACUUUACAGGCGACCCAAUGGGCGUAGGAGGCGCUCGCUACACCGCCGCGGUCYCUCCCACCCCUAGCACUACUCUUGUAUCGAAUGGGAGCUCUGAAGCUGACGGCUGGAGCAACAAACCCCUUGAGGAUCGCUUCGACCUUGUUCAUCGCUGCCUACAGAGUGCUGGUUUUGAUAGCUUUGAUGCUUUGUUCUCCCAGUUCUACACCUCCCAUUUCAGUUGCGGAUCUGCCAUGUCCACCGCACAGCGGGUCAGCCGGCAAACCCACCUCCCAGUUCUAUUGGCCAACUUGCGAGAGAGGUCUAAAUCGUGGACAGCGUGGGAAGCACAUGGAUACGAAUACGAAGUGCUCAAGUCUGCCGAGAGCAUAGUCAACUCCGAAUGUAAACAGCGAGUUGAUGUGUCCAGCAGCGAGGUCAACCUAGAGAAUAAUGGCGACGUGAAUCGGAAGAUGUUGGAACAGAUGGUCGAAUCCAUGCAACGCAAAUUUCCGAAACUUUGGACCCUCAUCGAGGCCUUUGCUGGAUCUAGAGAUGGACUUGGUACCAGAUCACGGCCUUAUGAUCUGCUUGCCAUGAUGAUAAUACUGAACCCUCCUCAUGCAGCUACAACCGCACAGAUAUCAUCUUGGGUAGCCGCUUGCCUUGAAGCCGCUGUGUGRGCUAUCCGAGGUGGGAUUGGAAGUCUUUAG